UCGCUGCAGUUCACUGCGUUUCCGUAGCCAGCUCGCUACCCGCUGAGCGCUGGCUGGUGAGGCAGCUCGCCGAAGCGAUUGAUCCCCAUCAAAUAACGUUAAAGCUUGCCUCCUGAAUGGCGGAUUAACACGGCUAUCGGAAGGGACACUCUAAAUCAAUGCUUGUGACUCGGGCGAUUUUAGGGAGUGCGUUGGCAACACCCUCCGUAACAUGCGAGAUGUGCAGAGAAAGAUAUUAACUGUGCGUUAUUUCGGCUAACUAGCUAGCAGCUACCCCCGUCUCAAUCCAAUUAAUGGUAGCUCGCUCGGUCUGUUUUCUUCAAGCGUCGCGUCUGUAACGGGGGGGAUAAAAUGAAGAAGUUUAACAUAAGGAAGGUGCUGGACGGCUUGACAGCGGCGUCUUCUUCUUCCUCCUCCUCCGCAACUGCUCAGCCCGGUACUCCCAGGGAAAACGAUGUUGUCCAGGAGACUCUCCAGUCGGAACAUUUUCAGCUGUGCAAGACUGUGCGUCAUGGCUUUCCAUAUCAACCGUCCUCGAUGGCUUUUGACCCCGUGCAGAAAAUCCUGGCCGUCGGGACUCAGACCGGAGCUUUGAGGCUGUUCGGCCGUGCGGGUGUGGAGUGCUACUGUCAGCAUGAGAGCGGUGCUGCUGUCAUCCAGCUCCAGUUCCUCAUCAAUGAGGGGGCGCUGGUGAGUGCCUUAGCUGAUGACAGCAUCCAUCUGUGGAACCUGAGGCAAAAAAUUCCRGCUAUCCUACAUUCUCUCAAGUUUAACCGGGAGAGAAUCACAUACUGCCACCUGCCCUUCCAGAGCAAAUGGCUGUACAUCGGCUCAGAGCGAGGAAACAUCCACAUCGUCAACGUGGAGUCCUUCACCCUCUCAGGCUAUGUCAUCAUGUGGAACAAAGCCAUCGAAUUAUCCACCAAGACACACCCAGGGCCUGUUGUGCACAUUAGUGAUAACCCCAUGGACGAGGGCAAGCUUCUGAUUGGAUUUGAGUGUGGGGUCGUGGUGUUGUGGGAUUUGAAGUCCAAGAAAGCUGACUACCGCUACAAUUAUGACGAGGCGAUCCACUCAGUUGCUUGGCACCACGAGGGGAAACAGUUUGUCUGCAGCCACUCCGAUGGCACUCUGACCACGUGGAAUAUACGCGCCCCGGCCAAGCCUGCCCAGAUCAUCACGCCACAUGGAAAACAGCCUAAGGAUGGAAAAAAGCCAGAACCGUGCAAGCCUAUCCUAAAAGUGGAGUACAAAACUACAAGAGCUGGAGGCGCCUUUCCUGUUGUUCUGCAUAAACCAAACAUCAGUUUGGAUGAYGGCGUCCUUAUUGURGAUGGAAAGCUGGAAAGGUGCCUAUCGUCAGCUUUGGUGCUCUCAGAGCAUGUAAUGUUUUCCUURAGUUAUUUUCACACGUCAACAGUUCUCGUUUAUUGUGACAGGUAUCCGAUAUUCGAGAGCCCCUACCCUCUCUCCAUCCACGAGUCACCGGUGACGUGUUGCGAGUAUUUUGCCGACUGCCCCUCUGAACUCAUCCCUGCACUUUACUCUGUCGGCAGCCGGCAAAAACGACAAGGCUACAGCAAGAAGGAAUGGCCCAUUAGUGGUGGAAACUGGGGCCAAGGCACACAGACUUACCCAGAGAUUAUCGUCACAGGGCAUGCUGAUGGGACGAUCAAAUUUUGGGAUGCUUCUGCAUUAAUGCUUCAAGUGCUGUACAAGCUGAAGACUGCCAAGGUGUUCGAGAGGGCUCGGGGUAAGGAGGAGAAGCCGAGCACAGACAUCGUGGACGAAGACCCGUUUGCCAUCCAGACCUUGUUCUGGUGUCCGGAGAGCAGGAUGCUGUGCGUGGCYGGAGUUUCUGCUCACGUCAUCAUCUACAGGUUCAGCAAACAGGAAGUCACCACUGAAGUUGUUCAGCUGCUGGAGGUUCGGAUGCAGUGCGAGUUCAGCGAGGUCGACUCCCCGGAUCCGGGGGGAGAGCAGACCCCCACCCUGCCGACCCCCGCAGCUCCCUCCAGCCCUCAGGAGGCCGAGCCCCCGAACCAGCUCACUGCAGGCGUCAACUCCUCCGAAGGAGCCAGGGACAACAUACCAUGCCUUCAGGUGAGGAGCUCCCCGCUGAAGCAGUCUCCGGGCUACCAGGUGGAGCUGGUGGUCCAGCUGGUGUGGGUGAGCGGGGAGCCGCCUCAGCAGAUCACCAGCCUGGCAGUCAACUCCUCCUUCGGCCUCGUGGUGUUCGGGAACAGCAACGGCCUGGCGGUGGUGGACUACGUCCAGAAGACCCUGCUGCUCAACCUYGGCACCUCGGAGCUGUACAGCCCGUCAGACCCCUGCCAGAGGCAGCCCCGCUCCCCGCGGAAACCACGCCAGCCUUCUGGAGCGGGAUUUUGCGACUCCAACGACGGGUCUAACAACUCAGAGGACCGAUGCAAAUCACCCACGUCAGGAUCUACCUCACCCUGCAAUUCAGACGAUGAACGAAAACAGAACUUCAUAGAGAAGGUGAAGUUAAAAAGCAGACGCUUUUCCAAGACGGUUGCCAAUGACUUUGCCAAGAUGUCGCGGAAAAUUAGCUCGUCUGGUGAGCAAAAGCUAGAUCUGGACGGGAAGGAUAACGCAUUCACCCGCUCGCGUAGCUCAAGCGUAACCAGCAUAGACAGAGAGUCUCGAGAGGCCAUCUCCUCCUUUUACUUCUGCGAGAGUUUCCCCAGGAAGUCGGACAGCCUGGCCAGUCCCUGUCUGCUGGUGGGGACCACGCAGGGCUCCGUGAUGAUGGUGGCCCUCGGCCUGCAGCCGGGUGGCGACCAGAAGCUCCAGCAGCCGCUCAGCUUUGCCUCCUGCGGCACUUUGGUCCAACUCAAAGGAGGCAUCCUGACCAUGGCGCUGCUGGAUGCUGCUGGAACUCUGCUGCCCCCUUCCUGCGAAGCGUGGUAUGACCCCAACGCCUCAGACGAAGAGAAAGAGAAGGUCCGGAGGCGCAGGCCGGCCACGCCUCCAUCCUCACAGGAAGGCCAGGACUCCCAGUUUGCCGUGCUGUGUUCAGAGAAGCAGGCCAAGGUGGUGGCCAUGCCGUCCCAAACCAGCAUCUACAAACACAACAUCACCGAGACCUCGUUUGUGCUGCGCGUUGACGUGGUGCAGAUGGCCGGGGCCUACUGCAUCGCCUGUUUCUGUGCCAACGGCCACAUUAUGACCCUGAGCUUGCCCAGUCUGCGGCCUCUGCUGGACAUCAACUACUUGCCACUGACAGAUAUGCGGAUAGCCAGAACGUUUUGCUUCUCUAACUUGGGCCAGGCUCUGUACCUGACUUCCCCCACCGAGAUCCAGAGGAUCACCUACAGCCAGGAGACGUGCGACAACCUUCAGGAAAUGCUCAGCGAGUUAUUUACCCCCGUGGAGACGCCGGAGGCUCCGAACAGAGGCUUUUUCAAAGGCCUUUUUGGCGGAGGAGCUCAGUCUCUGGACAGGGAAGACCUCUUCGGCGAAACGGCGGCCGGCAAGGCCUCUCGUAGCCUGGCCCAGCACAUCCCAGGCCCGGGCAGCAUGGAGGGCAUGAAGGGCGCGGCGUCCGGGGUGGUGGGCGACCUCGCCCGCGCCCGAGUGGCGCUGGACGAGAGAGGGCAGAAACUGGGAGAACUGGAGGAGAGGACGGCAGCCAUGAUGGCCAGCGCAGAGUCCUUCUCGAAACACGCCCACGACAUGAUGGUGAAGUACAAAGAUAAAAAGUGGUACCAGCUCUGAUGACAGCGAGCGGAGAGCCGGACUCUGUCAUGCACACCAGUAUGUCCGGGGAGCUGGGAUUCCUCCUCUUCUCUAUUUUUUUUUUUUUUUCCUGUUUUUCUCCGCGCGGGCGUGCGGUCGGGCGGGCUGGACGUGCUCUGCUCAACAGAUUCAUGCUCUUUCUCUCAGCACAAUAAUCUUCACUCUCCAUCACUCCAGUCGACAGACGAGAAGCAAGCUCCUUGGCUUCUCUUCUUCCGUUUCACCCGACAGCGAUAGAAGAUCGACGUAUAUCCACACCUGUUGCUUUUCGAGUGAAGACGGGAAGGGAGGAGGGACAAUUCUGCAAAUAUGAUGUACUCUGGGUGGCCUGGCUGCACUUUCCCACCCCCCUUUUUUUUUUCUUUCUAAGCCCUUUAUUGUGUCUGCCAAACACAGCGAACUUAAACGAGGAGAAAAGUCUGAUCCUUCGAAACGAAUCGAGUGAACACGUGAGGCUCCACAGGAGUGACUGGGAAGGACUUCUGUUUCGUUUUUCUGUCCUUUUUCUCUUGUUUUCUCCAUCUAGAAAGGGCCUCGAAGCACUUAGAGUAGUAGAGUAGAUAAAUUGGACAAACAGAUGCUGGAUCUGUUGCCUCUUAACUGAACAAGGGCUGGUAGUUCAGUAGUUUGCCAUCGACAUUUUCACGGCUACCGAGUCGCUUUUCGGGCGAGAAUGUUUUCUGAGUCACUUUGGUUUUUAUUUAAAGUAGAAAAAUAUUUUGGCAUUGAAGAUUGUGUGUUGGGCAUUAAAAAAAUAAAUGAGCAAAAAAAAAGUGCUAAAAAUGUUUACCCCCAAUGAAGAGUUUACAUUGUUCUCCAACAAAUGAGUUGAGACACUGGAAAACCCCCGAGUGCUGAAGUCAGAUCUUGUGACAGGCUAAACAAAGAUUGUUUUUAUUUUAACAAGGAUAAAUGUUGGGGUUUUUUUAGAAGUUUUCUGAGAUAAAAAUCAACCUUUUUUUUCAUCCUGGUGUGGCUAAAGAUGAUUUUUGUCUAUUUUUUAAAUAUUUUUUUUUAGAUGCACAUGGAAGAAAAAAGCGUGUUUGUCUUACAGCACAACGGAAGUGGUGAUGCUGUUUGUGUUGGUAGACAUGACCGAGCACAGUGACGUGCUCCACACAGUGCCACAGCUCGUCUCUUUAUGAACUGCUCUUUUAAACACUCUCUCUCUCUUUUUUGUUUUUGUUUGUUCGCCUUUGCCUCAUGAAGCGUAAACGCUAACCUCUAGUUAUGUGUACGCUACUGUGACUUGCAAAAGUAUUCAUCCCUUGUGAGCUAUUCCUCAUCAAAGAAGAGCGUGGUUGUGAAGGAUCGGGAGUAUUUUGGAUGGUUUUCGUGUUUACAAAUUCAAAUCUGUAAAUUGUGGUAUGUUUUAGUUUUCAGCCCUGUCUUUAUUAUGAUAAUGACAGGGCUGUCUUUAUUAUUGGCUUUAUUACAGAGCAAAUGUUAAGUUGCUCUGUGACAACUUAACAUUUUUCCUCAGAGCUUCAACAAACGUUGACUAGAUCGUUCUAACAAAGCAACAGAUUGUAAUCCAAAUCUUUAAUGCUUUGGCUCGUCAUCACUCUUCGCCACAGAACUCUGCUGCAGCUUCCAUUCAAUACAAAAGGUCCCACAGCAUGAUACUCCCACCGCCGUGGUAUUUUUAGGGUGACGUGCAAUGUUUUUGACUCCAGUCUGCUGUGAGAUGUUCAAAACUGAAGCUUCUCCACAGUUGUAUCCCUGACCUGUCCACUGUCUUUUUUUUUUUUUUGGUCUUUGUGAUAUUUGUUUGCAAUUGCUCUUUGCAGAUCAGCCAUAUUUUAUUCCAAGCUUAAACUACACACAGUUCCACUCCAUUUGCUAAUUAGGUUGCACUUUUUAUUUUGUGGGAUCACAUAAAAAGGAGGCUGAACAGACAAUAAAUGCCACAUUUUUUUUUAAUUUUCAUUGAGGACAAUGAAGUUUGUAACAUAGUAAAGUAAAAAAAAAAAGUUCCAAGGGGUAUGAAUACUUUUGCUAAGCGUUGUACAGGUUUGUGUAUGUGAAAAUGCGUAUACGAAGGAAUAUGUGUAGUAUGGCCGCCAUAUUGAUGCAGUGCAUUACAUCAGAUCUCUACAGGUUAAAUUAAUUUUUCCUGGAGUGUUUUGUCAAAAAAAAAAAAAGAUUCAAUAUUUUUGUUUCCUUUCACAAACUGCAAUGAUCUGCUGCUGUUACAAGCUAACAUAGGAAAAGCAAGACUUCAAAUUGCUGCCAAAUGCUGUAAAUAGCGCGACGGUUUGACCGCGAAUCUGAGCGCGCGAGCUUCGGCAACACUGUACGCUUGCGGCCAUGUUGUUUUCUGACACCAAAGAGUUACCUUUAUUUCACAGAGUUGUCUUUAUUUAUGUAUUUUUCCCCUCCGGAAUACUAAGAGCGUAUUUUGACACUCGUCGAAGUCUACUGUGUACACGAAGGAGAGCAGACUGACUUUUUUUUUUUUUUUUCUCGUAUAAGCACGACACUUUUCUGCACCGUCUCGACCUGCUUUGAUUUUUUAUUUUUGUUCAGAAAGGUGAGCAGCGCGAGCUGGAAGAGUUUCUUUCCAAACUGAUUGAUCCACUGGAGAGAAAAAUCUAGAGCCGUCGGCUGGAAAAGACCGAAAUGUCUGAACCCUGCGGUGGAUUACGCAGCAGUUUUCAAAGAGACCCUUCACUUGUCAGACAGCUGAUUUAAUCUACUCCACUUUAUACUACUGAGAUUACCCCAUUUGGAAGAGUAAAAUAUGUGGGUUUUGCACUAUUUUUUGUACUCUGUAAAAUUUUGCUAUGAUUUUUAAUGUGUCCCAUUUUCCUUUUUUUUCUCUUUUUUUUUUUUGAAGGACCAAAACAUCGUAAACUUGUGCUUAUUUAUAUCAUUCGCUGAUUAUGAUUUCUUCAUUCUCAGAUUUUGUUCAUGUCAGAUUAAAGAAACUAUAAAAUAUUUAUAUUUUAAAACAAAUAUAUAUAUAUAUAUAUUAAAUGAAAAUAUACUUUUAUUUCAAAAUCUAUUAAAAUAAGUACUUUUAUGUCAUUUUGAGAUGGAGGAAGUGACGUCUAUGUCCAACCAGUGGCUCUUCAUUACUCUUCAUUCAGAAACCAUUUUCCUGUAUCCAAGUCGCUCAUCCGAUUUUAAAGCUUUGCUACUGCAGCAGGAUCACCUCCUUCUGCUGGGCUGCUGGGUUCUUUCUACUAAGUGUGGCCUCGACUUUAAAAGUGCUUCAGUUUGCAACUUGUACGUCCUAAAUGGUCUCUUAUUGCACAUUGAAGGAUGCAUGAUAUUACGUGUUUACAAACUUGAAACGACCAUGUAUUAUCCCUCUUAGAGAUCGUCUGUUCUGGCAUUUGUAUUUAGCACCACGUUGAACAAAAAUCCUGAAGUUCCCGUUUCGCCUCCCUCAUGCGGUCGUGCCAGUCGUAUAAGUGCGAGGGGUGGAGGGAGGGGCUGGGGGAUGAUGUACAUUUUGUUUUUCUCUCUCUCUGGUAUAUUUGUUAAGGUCACUGUUUGCUUCGGAGAACCUCUCGCUUUUCCCCCAUUGCGCUGUAGAAACGCGUCCCGCAGUCGAGCAUCGUGCCGGAGAGCUCUCGCCAUACUUCCGUCCAUCCAUCCGUCUUCUGGGAUGAUGAACAUCUGUGGAGUUGCAGUAUUUUGUUUGGAAAAAAUAAAUAAAUUUUGUACAGUUUUAUUAAAAUCGAUUUCACAUGGAUGUCUGACUUAAUCUGCUGCCACAAACAAUUUAGACUGUAGAUACAGUAUAUAUAGAUAUUAUUGUGCAAUGGAAAAAAAAAUAAAUGUAAAACCCAAAGUAA
This is a messenger RNA of Poecilia reticulata (guppy), 7568 nucleotides long. Lineage: Eukaryota; Metazoa; Chordata; Actinopteri; Cyprinodontiformes; Poeciliidae. The record is from RefSeq and is a predicted model, not a curated record.